CCCCACCCCACACCAUGCCACGCCCCUCCUCCUCCGCCCUCGCACAGGCGCGUGCGCAGCCUCGGCCUCGGCCGCGCGGCCAUUCUCCUCGUCGCACGCGCGCCGCGAGGGCGGCACCAAGUCGCCGUUCCAGGCGUUCGUCGACACGCUGCGCGAGGAGCUGCGCAAGUCGCAGGAGAUGCAGGACAACAUGCGCCAGCUGCAGGGCGAGGCCGGCAAGCUGCAGGACAGCGAGACGAUGAAGAAGAUGCGCGAGGCGUACGAGCGCGCACGCAUCGUCACCAGCAUCAAGGAGAACCCGCGCCUGCAGGCGGCCGCCGAUGCACUGCGCAAGACGGGCGGCAAUGUGGGCGACGCCGUGGGCGCCACGCUGCGCCAGAUGGAGGAGAGCGAGCUGAUCAAGGGCCUCGGCGCCAUCUCGUCGCGUCUGGCGCGGCAGCUGGCCGACAGCACGGCGCCGGUGCGGAAUACCGAGGCGUACAAGGAGCUCUCCAAGACGCUCGCCGAUGCGUUUGACGACGGCGGCUCGGCGCUGCGCAUCCACGCCGACGGCGCCGCCGAUGCGCGCGAGGUGCGGCGGAUAAAGCGCGAGGCGCGCCUGCGCACCAUCGGGCGCCAGCCGCCGCGUGCGGACGUGGAGGGCGAAGAGGCGAUUGCCAAGGCCAUGGCGCCGCGAGAGGAGGAGGUGGAGGAGCCCGUCGCGGCUGCUGCGGCCGCUGGCGCCGCUGCGGGCGCCGAGUCGGCCAAGCAAGCAAGCGAGCAAGCCGAUGCAGAAGGCCAGCCGGAAGGCGCUGCUGCUGCUGCCUCUGCCGCCGCUCCGGGCCCAGCGCCCUCGCCGCAGCCACACAAGCCGCGGCCUCUGGGCUUUGCCGCGCGCGUGCGUUCGGUGCAGGAAAACGCCGCCGCCGGCGAGGCCCUGGUGCUGCGCCCCGAGCCGGCGUACAAGCAGGCGUGGGCGUCGUUCCGCGAGACGAACCCGCUGAUGCGCAAGCUGGGCGAGAUGCGCAUGGCGUACGACGAGUCGGAGAACCCGGUCGUGGAGCGUCUGCGCAGCAUCACCGACACGAUUGGCGGCUGGUUCCAGGAGAACGAGACGGCGCGCGUCGUGGCGGCGUUCAAGGCGCUCGACCCGACGUUCACGCUCGAGGGCUUCCAGCGCGAGCUGCGCGAGUACGUCGUGCCCGAGGUCAUUGAUGCCUAUCACGGCGCGGCACGCCACCUGCUGCGCCAGUGGUGCGGCGAGGCGACGUACAACGUGCUCAUGGCCACGAUCGACCCGUACGUGCAGAAGGGCGCCAUCGCCCACGGCCGCCUGCUGGACCUCAAGAACAUCGAGAUCCUGCAGGCGCGCCUGCUGGAGAACAACGUGCCCGUCGUGGUCGUGUCGUUCACGAGCCAGGAGCUCAUGUACUUCAAGGACGCCAAGACGGGAGAGGUCAUGGCGGGCCGCGAAGACCAGGCGGACAUGUGCCGCUACGCCAUGGUGCUGACGCGCGUCGAGGAGGAGAUGGACAAUGAGAUCACCGGCGGCUGGAAGGUGGUGGAGGUGAGUGGAGCAGUGGCUGGAAGAGCCAAGUGCUGCGGAGCAUCAUGCUGACCCCCCUGUGCCCCGCGACAGCUCGCACGCCGCGGACAGGCAGCCUUCCUCUGAGCGAGAGCACAGGAAUGCAACCAAAUCACUACUC
Molecule: messenger RNA, 1685 nt
Organism: Tilletiopsis washingtonensis
Lineage: Eukaryota; Fungi; Basidiomycota; Exobasidiomycetes; Entylomatales
Product: Tim44-domain-containing protein
Exons: 3
Coding region: 179-1597 (472 amino acids)
Biological process (GO): protein import into mitochondrial matrix
Cellular component (GO): mitochondrial inner membrane
Molecular function (GO): protein-folding chaperone binding
Source: RefSeq, a predicted model, not a curated record